AUGUCUUACAAAAUCACCUAUGACAAAUCCCUUGCGCCGCCCCGCGCGGCCGCUCUCGUCGCUUUCAUGGAAGACUUCUACCGCACCAGUGACAACGAGUCUUUGCACGAGGAAUACGUCAAUAGCUUCACCAGCAAUGCAACAUUGAUCAUGGGGCCAAAGGAGGCCAAGGGUUCGAGCGAGAUUCUUCCUUUGCGCCAUGGUCUCUGGACUCAUGUCGUUUCUCGGAAACACACACCCACGCACAUCUUCUUUGGCGGCGAGAACGAGAUCAUGCUUUAUGGUGGUGUUGUUUAUCGACUUAGGGCUAACCCGGACGCUGAUUCAUAUGUCCCUUGGGCUGGGAGAGUGGUGUUUGCGCCUGAAAAGGAGGGCGAGGGUCCUAAAAUGCAGUUCUAUCAAGUUUAUCUGGAUACGGCUGCUCAAUCCGGCAAGAAAUAG
Penicillium taxi is the source of this 441-nucleotide messenger RNA. RefSeq lists its product as uncharacterized. The record is from RefSeq and is a predicted model, not a curated record. Bases 1 to 441 code for a protein of 146 amino acids. Lineage: Eukaryota; Fungi; Ascomycota; Eurotiomycetes; Eurotiales; Aspergillaceae. The transcript has 3 exons.